AUGGGAGUCCACCCCGAAGCUGGCAAAUCCCCAGUCAACGUCCCCAAAAGGUCCGGCACGUGCUCCUGGAGUAUCUUCUGCAACAUCAAGGUAUUUGUGCUGUGCCAUGGGCUUCUCCAGCUCUCCCAGCUUCUCUACAGUGCCAACUUCAAGAGCAGCCUCACCACCAUUGAGAAGCGCUUUGGGCUCUCCAGUCUCUCUUCAGGUUUCAUCUCCAGCUUACAUGAGAUCGGCAACGUGGUCCUUAUCAUCUUUGUCAGCUACUUUGGCAGCCGCGUUCAUCGCCCACGGGUGAUCGGUAUUGGGGGGCUGCUGCUGGCGUUGGGAGCGUUCCUGGUUACCCUGCCCCACUUCCUAUCAGACCCCUAUGAAUACACCAUGCUUAGUGCUGGUAACAAAAGCCAGGUCCAGGCUGAACUCUGCUAUGCAGAGAAUAAGUUUGUGUGCCCGAACGCCACCCAGGAUCCCCAGAAGGAGGCCAGCAGUAUAUGGGCAAUGAUGGUCAUUGCCCAGCUGCUGGCUGGAAUCGGGACAGUUCCCAUCCAGCCCUUUGGGAUAUCCUAUGUAGACGACUUCGCAGAAGCAAACAAUUCCCCACUCUACGUAGCCAUCCUCUUUGCUAUUGCCGUGUUUGGCCCUGCUUUUGGAUACUUGCUGGGAUCCGUGGUGCUGCGGCUCUUUGUGGAUAUUGGAAGAGUUGACGUUGCUACAGUGGCCCUGACACCGAGGGACCAGCAGUGGAUUGGAGCCUGGUGGCUGGGACUGCUGAUCUCCUCAGGCUGCUUGGUGCUCACGUCCAUUCCUUAUUUCUUUUUUCCUCGGUACCUGCUGAAAGGAGAGGACCUGAACGCAGAGGCUGGCAUGCUCAGGAAGAUGGAGAAGGGGGUGGCUGAAGAAACCUCCCUGCUGGAGUUUAUAAAAAGAUUCCCAAAGAUCUUCCUCAGGCUGCUCCUCAAUCCCCUCUUCAUCCUCCUGGUGCUGGCUCAGUGCAGCUUCUCCUCAGUCAUUGCGGGUCUGGCCACCUUCCUCAACAAGUUCCUGGAGAAGCAGUACGGUGCCUCCUCCUCAUAUGCCAACUUUCUCAUAGGGGCUGUGAACCUGCCAGCAGCAGCACUUGGGAUGCUUUUAGGAGGAAUCAUCAUGAAACGCUUUGCCUUCUCCCUCCGGGCCAUCCCCCGGUUUGCUGUGGUGGUGCUUGUUUUUUCCAUCCUCAUCUGCCUGCCUAUUUUCUUCAUGGGCUGCUCCACAGGACGCAUCGAUGGGAUCUACCCCCCCAGUACAUUGAGUUCCCAGCAGCAGGUUAAGACGCCGAGCGGGUGCCACUGCUCUGAGCACAUCUUUCACCCAGUGUGCGGAGAAAACAAUGUGGAGUACAUCUCCCCUUGCUUCGCUGGCUGCAUGAACAGCACCGCUAAUUUUUCCACUCCCAAACAAGUGAUCUACAAGAACUGUUCCCUGAUCCCUGCUGGGAACGGGCUGUCCUAUGCCAAGGCAGGCUCCUGUCCACUCAGCUGCUCCCACAUGCUCCUUCCUGCCAUAUUCCUCAUCUCCUUUGCUGCCCUGGUAGCCUGCCUGUCCCACAACCCCCUCUACAUGAUGGUUUUACGGGUGGUGAACCAGGACGAGAAGUCAUUUGCCAUCGGAGUCCAGUUCUUACUAAUGAGGCUGCUGGCAUGGCUGCCAGCUCCGGCCAUGUUCGGUGCCCUCAUUGACUCCUCCUGCAUCUACUGGCAGAAGCAGUGCACCCAGCGCCGGUUCUGCACCUACUACAACAACGACUUCCUCCGCAACAGAUACCUGGGGCUGCAGGUGGGCUACAAGGUGGUGGGCACCAUCCUCCUUGCCCUCAUCAGCUGGAAGGUGAAGAGGAGCAAGGAGUACAACGUGCAAGAGAAGGCAGCAGGGCUGGUGUAG
Molecule: messenger RNA, 1914 nt
Organism: Leptosomus discolor (cuckoo roller)
Lineage: Eukaryota; Metazoa; Chordata; Aves; Leptosomiformes; Leptosomidae
Gene: SLCO2A1
Product: solute carrier organic anion transporter family member 2A1
Biological process (GO): sodium-independent organic anion transport; transmembrane transport; prostaglandin transport
Cellular component (GO): basolateral plasma membrane
Molecular function (GO): protein binding; prostaglandin transmembrane transporter activity
Source: RefSeq, a predicted model, not a curated record